CUCCGCUUGAUGAAGUUGUUGAAGAGGAAAAGUUGAUAUUCCUAGUUUGUAUCGGCUUCUUUUUCCAAGACAUGUUAAAUUACAGUUUUACUCUUUCCUUAAUCCUUGUUUAAGAUGGAUUAGGUAACUAAUCUCCCCUAUAAAUGCUAAGUUAAUGAAUUAGGUUUUCACUUCAGUUUCACUUUGUCUGCAGCCUCCAAUGGAGAAGGCAGAGUUAGCAUCAACAGAUCAAAGGAGUAAUCGUAGAUCUCUCCCAUUACCAAAGGCAGCACCCUGGCUAGUUAUCCCAUAUGGAAAAGGUGAGAAAUUUCAAGCUUUUUAUAAUUUUUCUGAACCAAAUAACACAAAUUGUAGAAAAUUCAUACCAGAAUUGAAAGGUAAAUCUGCUUAUCAGAAGAAUUCUCAUCAAGGGUGGUUAAUUGUUCUUUGUGAUGAUGAUGAAUUUGAUUACACACCAUGGAAUUAUGGAGAUUGUUUUCUAUUGAAUCCAUUGACAAUGGAGAGUAUAGAGUUGCCUUCUUUUCUGUAUUGGUAUACAUUAGAUGGAUAUUGUUUAAGUGACUGUCUAUUGACUUCACCACCUAAGAGUAGUAGUACUAGUGCUACAUUAGAAGCUGGGAAUGGAAAUUCCAUGGUUUUUAUGCUUUUUAGAAGAGAAGGAAAAAAAGGGAAAGCAAGUCUUCUGUUUUGUCAUCCUGGUGACGAAAAAUGGAGAACAUAUAUGAUUGAGGACAUAUAUGGCGUUGGCGAGCUUCGGUCGAUGUGUUAUUUUAAAGGAAAGUUAUAUAUAAUGUGCUUUGGUGAUGAACAUUUAGAGAUAGAGAUACAACAUGAGCUUGAGCCUAAAAUACCCUCUACAAGUAAAAUUCAGGUAAGUAACGACGUCACAUAUGAGUCAAUGGGGGGAGUCCUUGAUUCUCAAAUUUUAAGGUAUUAUGUGGAGACUUCUGAUGAAAUCUUUAUGAUUGAUAAAUGUUUCAUUACUAGAGGUGUUUAUCAAUAUUGUGUAACCAUUAUGAUUAUAUUAAAGUUGGAUUUCUCUACAAUGUCAUGGGUGGAGGUGACAAGCUUGGAUGAUCAUGUCUUGUUUAUAAGUCGAACUACUAGGCUAUCUUGCUCAGCCAGGGGGUUAGGUUUUACACAGGGUUGUGUGUAUUUUACACAACCUAAUGAGAUGUGCUUCUACAAGUAUGCCCUGGAAGAUAAAUCCGUUAUGCUUUCACUGCCAUGUCCAGAACUACCAAAGCCAUGGUUCCCUCCUAACUGGCUCAUGAUUCCCACAACACUCAGUAGGGAUGACGAUGAUAGACGAAGAGCAACAGAUUCUAUGUCAGGUAAUGGAAGUAACAAUACUAAGGCAGUAGAAAAAUCUAGCGUAGCAAAAAAGACAAUCAGUAGAAGAACUAUUAUGAACAAUGAUGAUGAGAAAGAGGAUAUCAAAGAAGUAAAGGGUUGGGAUAGACUUGAUGAUGAUAUAGUGUGGUUCAUAUCAAGUUGUCUAAGUCUUUUGGAUUAUGUACAUUUACGUGCUGUCUGUAGAAACUAUCGAUUGGUAUUCCCUAUAGUGAAUUGGAGAAGUUGCUGUUCUACCAGGAGCUUACAAAGCACUGUUUCGUCUCCAUGGCUGGUCUUCGCCAAGGAUAAUGAAUCUGUCUACAGUUUUAUAAACCCGAUGCAUAAAGAUGAGAACUACCUCACGAGCAUUCCUGAGAUACUAGAAGGUUCAACAAUUCGCUUCUCCAAAGGUGGUUGGUUACUCUUGUCAAAAGGUUACCUUAGUGUGUUCUUCUACAAUCCAUUCACGAAAGCAAUCAUCAAACUUCCAGACUUGCCAAGUAAUUAUCAAUUCCGAGGUAUCUCUUUCUCGUCCUUGCCAACUUCUUCAGAUUGCGUUGUUUUUGCCAUCAGUAAUUUCGCUAAUGAUUCAGUAUUUAUCUCCUUCAUUAAACGUGGGGAUGAAUUUUGGACGUAUUCAAAUCAGUAUGAUAAUGUUUAUUUACCACCCAAUAGAACAAACAUGGAUUUCGAGCCGAGUCUUAACAGUCCAAUUUUCUACAAAGGAGCUUUUUAUUGCUUGGAUGUGAACGGAACUUUAGGUGUAUUUACAUUAGAGAAUGGUACUAGGUGGGAAGUUUUGUCCAUGGUACCCCCACCUAAUUGUGAUUUCAUCUAUAAGAGUUACUUGGUAGAGCUUGAAGGAAAGCUGUUAUCUGUACUGUUAGGCCACUAUGGAAAAUGGGUUCGGGUAUUUAGAUUGGAUAUGACGGAAAUGGUUUGGGUUGAAGUUAAGCAUUUAGGAAGGCUUGUGUUGUUUAUCAGCAAUACUUCUUGUAUGGCAACAAUUGCUCCGACUAGUCGAAUGGAGAACAGAAUCUACUUUCCAAGGUUGCAGAACGAAGGAAUUCUAUUUUAUUCUCUUGAUUCCGGUGAAUAUCAUUCUCUUGAGAGUGAAAAUUAUGGCACAGAUUAUUGUAACUCGAAAGACAACUUAAGGUGCGGUUGGAUAGAACCGACUUUGUCAGAGACCACACUCCCAAAUUUUGACUGGUCUAGCAUUUAGAUCUACAUGGAUCCAUUAUUUACUUCUGAGUAACAUUUCAGUUUCAUCUUUUAUCAAGUGUAACAUUAUUUAUGUGUAAUUGUGUAUCUUUAACUCAUGAGAGCCUCCAGGCAGUGUUGUAUUUUAGAUGAUUGAUUUCUACAACUUAACUCUUCCUUAAAUCGGUUUGUUGCGGUUGCACUAAGAUGGAGAGUUUCUGUUUUA
Papaver somniferum (opium poppy) is the source of this 2764-nucleotide messenger RNA. RefSeq lists its product as uncharacterized. The transcript is spliced from 2 exons. The coding region runs from base 200 to 2560 and encodes 786 amino acids. NCBI's taxonomy places the organism in Eukaryota, Viridiplantae, Streptophyta, Magnoliopsida, Ranunculales, Papaveraceae. The record is from RefSeq and is a predicted model, not a curated record.